AAAAGAUACUUUAUUGCACAAUUGAAAAAAUAUAUACGAGGGACAGAUGGAGGCAUACAGUUGCAAGGAUGUCAAAAUUGCAGAGCGAGAGAGCGGGUGAUGUCUUCCGGCGUCCGGGAGAGAGAGAGAGAGAGAGGGCGUUUUGGAGCACUGUAAGGGCGCGAAUGGCCUUGACAUGGUCGUUCUCAGAAAGGUUCGAGGCUCUUCCGCGGAGGCAUAUUUGUAUGGGGGUCAAGUUACAUCAUGGAAAAAUGAAUAUGGGGAGGAUUUGCUUUUCGUUAGUAGCAAGCUCUAAGAUAAUGAAGACAAAUUGAAAAGGUUAGAGGGAAUGUGGAAAAUGGGAAUGAUUUUGGAAAGACAUGAAGUAUGGGGAAGUUUUACAUAGUCUUGCAGCAGUAGGAAGAUGAGUUUUGUGUGGAAGCUUGCAUAGUAAUCCUGUUGCAGCCAUAUCAUGGUACUCCGGGCUUAUUGUGAGUAGAAAACAGAGAGACCUCAUUGUAGCUUCGAGAGGACAUAUAACUAAAAGAACCAAACUCAGAUGAUGGAAAUUAGGAGAAUGGAUGUUGAGAAUAUGCUACUUAUAAGUCUCCUAAGGCUAUCCGUGGUGGAAUCCCAAUAUGUUUUCCUCAAAUAUGAAUUUCGCCUUAGGGUAACUUUGGGACCUGGAGGGGAUUUGAUGUUGACAUCUCGCAUCCGAAAUACAAACACUGAUGGAAAGUCAUUUACAUUCACAUUUGCCUAUCACACCUAUCUGGCUGUAACUGAUAUCAGUGAAGUGCGGGUAGAAGGACUGGAGACACUGGAUUAUCUGGAUAACCUGAAGAGUAAAGAGCGAUUUACUGAGCAAGGGGAUGCAAUAACAUUUGAGUCUGAGGUGGACAAAGUUUAUCUCAGCACGCCUACAAAUAUUGCUAUUCUGGACCAUGAAAGGAAGAGAACAUUUGUGUUAAGGAAGGACAGGCUUCCAGAUGCUGUUGUCUGGAAUCCGUGGGAUAAGAAAGCAAAGGCAAUUACUGAUUUUGGGGAUGAUGAGUACAAGAAUAUGCUGUGUGUCCAGGCUGCUUGUGUGGAAAAGCCUGUUGUAGAAUGGAAAGGAAGGCCGGAACUGUCUGCCGUCCCUUCCAGUUACUGCCGCGGACAACUUGACCCACGGAAGGUACUGCUAGGCGGUUAAGUGAUGAGCCAUUUUGAUGCAUCUCUUGUACAGGUAAAUACUGAAAUACAGUAUGCAUUUGGUACUUCCAUUAUCAGUUUGAGGAUCAUCGUCCUAAUAGAUAGGACUGCACAUGCAUGGCGAGCGUGUGUUUGAGGUUUGGCAGGCAAUUUUGGUUGGAUGGCAGACUUAUUUCAAAGCCAAAUUUGUUAUAACGAGUUUCAUUGGAUAUUUGAUUGAUGCAAGAAGACGAAGAAGGAAGAAGGCGAGUUAAAGACAAGUUAAUAUUUUGAACAUCUGUAGGGACUCGCAACAAAAGAAACAAAGAGAAGAAAACAGAAGGCCUAUUUGCUCCCCCUUCCUUUUCUGGCCCUUUACAAUACUCCUUUUAAUCGAACUUUAAACCGAGAUGAUUGUGUUCUUUUCUGUCAAUGUGUAUUUUGUACUUGUUAAACGAUGUUUCUUGCAAUGCUCUUAUAUUUGGAAGAGUAAUAUUACCAAACACCUGAUGGAUGGGUUCUUUUGCAA
Molecule: messenger RNA, 1681 nt
Organism: Malus domestica (apple)
Lineage: Eukaryota; Viridiplantae; Streptophyta; Magnoliopsida; Rosales; Rosaceae
Source: RefSeq, a predicted model, not a curated record